AUGGUUACUAUAACAACUGCAGAAAAAAAAACACAAUCAAUCGAACAAGCAACUCAUGCUCAUAAUAAUGAACAACCGCAAACGUCUGCUGUCACUCAUCAUUAUCAAACUAUUGACGAUUCCAAACAAAUUGCAUUUAGUGACGAUGAUUUCAGUACUAGUGAUAGUGAUGGAGAGUAUAAUUAUAAUCAUCAUCGACAUCCUCAUCACAAUGAAGCAAUAUGGCCUCAAGCAGUUCACAAACGUUAUUCACACACGAAAUCUCGUACUGGCAAUCCGUCUGUUCAUGGUGGUGAGCCUCGUACAUGGGCUAUACCGUAUCGAUUUGGAAAACGAUCGGCUAUGCCUUAUCGAUUUGGUAAACGUGCAGCAGCCAUGCAUUUCCGACUUGGAAAGAAAAGCGCAUCUUUAUAA
This is a messenger RNA of Rotaria socialis, 414 nucleotides long. The record is from the annotation of a GenBank genome assembly. Lineage: Eukaryota; Metazoa; Rotifera; Eurotatoria; Philodinida; Philodinidae.